Messenger RNA from Maniola jurtina (meadow brown), 1927 nucleotides. RefSeq lists its product as uncharacterized. The coding region runs from base 64 to 1329 and encodes 421 amino acids. Gene Ontology annotation, molecular function: protein binding. The record is from RefSeq and is a predicted model, not a curated record. NCBI's taxonomy places the organism in Eukaryota, Metazoa, Arthropoda, Insecta, Lepidoptera, Nymphalidae. The transcript is spliced from 6 exons.
GAUGUCAUAAUCACGUCAAAAUUAUUGUGUGUACCACAUGUGUAAGCUUUUUAUGCAAUUUUCAUGAAACAAACAAACUUAUCAUUAAGUAACUACAAUAGUCAUUACUGUAAAAAUGAAAUUAUGGAUCCACAAAGAAAAACACCGCCCGGACCAAUGGCACCAUCUAGUGUGAGAGCAGCACACAAAAGUUUCGCAGUCACGAAUACUUAUAUCAAAAACGUUAGUCCUCAAAAAGAAAUUGUAACAGUCCACACUAGCACUCCAAAUGUUGAGCACAGAUCUUUUCACAGCGAACAAAACCAGGUAUAUCAAGGAGAAGUUAACGUGCUCUCAAUUAUAGAUACGAAUAAGGAAAUAACGUGUUGCAAGUAUACAGAAGAUGUAAAAGAAAUAGCCUCUGGUUUUAUUGAUGGCACUAUAAGAUUAUUUGACUGUAAUACGGGAAAUUGUGUCCAUACUCUUGUCGACGAUGAGUGCCGUGCAUACCCUGGACCUGUCACUGCUAUCAAACAUAGACCAGUUAGCAAGGCACAUCCUGUAACAAAUAUGUUAUUAACUUGUUAUGUUAAUGGAUGUAUAAAAUGUUGGAAAUAUAAAUAUGAACAAUGUCUAUACACGAUAAGGGAGAAACGGCAAAUACUAGGAUUAUGUUACCACCCACAUUAUAGUAAAUUCGUUACCUAUGGUGACGAUGCUAAGCUAAACAUGUACGACGAAGAGGCACAGACUCAAGAGAGAGCUUUUUAUUCUAGCCAACGCAAAAACAUAAUAGAUGGACACACGUCAAGAAUUUUCGCCUGUGUCUUCAAUCCUAAAUCACACCACGAAUUGAUCUCAAGUGGAUGGGACGACACGGUGAUGUGUUGGGACGACAGACAACCCUACGCUACUCGUUACUUCUCUGGUGUCCACAUGUGCGGCGAAGGGCUAGAUUUCGAUAAACCAGGAAGACAGAUUUUAACAUGUUCUUGGCAAGACAAGGACAGUAUUCAAAUCUGGGACUAUGGAUCCUGCAAACUAAUCGAAACAAUAACGCCAGAUAGCUACCAGUCAAAAUUAUACUGUGGGAAAAUGGUCCCGCGUACUAAUUUGAUAGUCUGUGGCGGUACGGAACCUAAUAUUCUACGCGUCGUAGACGUCAAUUUAAAAAUUACGGAAUGUUCAGUACGCAAUAACCCCGGCGGUAUCUAUGCAUUCGAUUUUGGAACGAUAAGGAGAAAACUGACAAAAAUACCAGACACAUAUAAAAGAAUGAGUGAAAUACCAAACGUUCCACGCGUUGCUUUUGUCACUGGAAAAAGACUGCAAACUGUUGACUUCGGAUAAAUAAGUUUGAUUGCAUUUUACUGUGAUGGUGAUCUCAUACCGCGAAACGACCACAAGCUCUGGGGCGUAGAAGCCGUAUCUUUCAGUACUGGAAAUGCGAACAAAGGCACAAAAACGAGCCUGCCACAACGGUCGCAGAUUUGUUAUGCCAUCGCCGUAUUUCAUCGGCGCGCCCAAUGCGGCCGACUCGCGCAUUCAAAUUUUCAGUAUUGAAAAGUCAUAUAGUCGUAUGAGAUCACCUUUAGACUGCAGUUACACGCUCAGCUUGGCAUCAGUUCAACUUCAAACAGGCCAUGACCUUGAUCACAGUGAAUCUGAAACUAAGGGGCUGAAGAGCAUUAGAUGUUUAUUUCAGCAUAAGUUUGGCUUGAAGAUCUUGUCUGUCAAUCUGGAUCAUCAGUCCACCUGAGAGUCUACCAGUCAACACUGAACUAAAUUAAAACCUAAUGUCUUUUUGACAACAAUCAUAAAGAUUCAAGUGAUAUCAAACAAAGUGCAACUUAGGCCUAGUAUAAUAAGGCAAAAAAAACACGAGUCUCAUUAUAAAAGUCUCUACUCACAAACAGGCGUUUAUACAAUUUACUGUGAUAGACAAAUA